GCCAGACUGGGUACACUACAGCGAUCGCUUUCAGUGGGCGGAGCCAGUGUAGAACGUUUUCCUGGGAAGUAGCGCGAGGGGUGUGACGUCAUGCGGAAGAGGAACAGACCCGGGGAAGGUUGCUGCUGCUGUAGCGCUGAGUGCAGCACUGCGCAGUGAAUGUAUGUGUGACAUAGCUGACUCCGCAGUGAAUGAGCUGUCUGUUAUGCACGGUUCUCCUGCAGAGAGAAUUAAAACUACAGUAUGCAGCAAGUCCAGGAGAUAUGUGUGGGAAAAACCGCAUCUCCAGAGGAAACGAAGACUCCGCUUGGAUCCACUGGAACGACUGGCAGGAAAAUUGUGUCUAACACAACCCAUUUUAGAACCAUUGCCCCGAAAGUUUCACCAAAGAUUGUUUCUUCCUGUGUGUCAUCCAGUUAUCCACCUUCUGUGUCAGACAUCGCACUAUCCAGUCCUAAACCCUUAAUUAUUAACACACAGAACUAUACUUUGAUGAAAGUAGCCAGUCAUGAUGGUACUUUCUCUCUUGUAGCUUUACCACAAGUCUCUCCACCUUUGGGUGGGUCGGUCCUCCAAUCCACAGGCAUACCUCUCCACGAAAAUCCCAAAUUGCCCAUCCCAAGAUACCAACCUGCACAAAGCAAGAAGCUACUAAACAAAAAGGCAAAUGUUCUAAACAAACCUAAAUUAGUAAACACGGAGAGUAUUAUAGCUUUUGAACCUAAACAAGAGACUGAGACUACAAAACCUGCUCCUGUGACGGCAACCGAGGCGAAUUCUGAAAGUAGCAUUUUUCUAGGUAUUGGAACUGAAGAAGGUAAAGUAGAUACUUGUGCUUUGGCAUGCGUUGAAAAACUUCAGCCUGUCACAUUUGGCACAGGUAGUCCUAUAAGGCUCAAUGUUAAUGUUGAGAGGAUAGACAAUGGAACAUUGGUAAGAUGUGAAAGAAAUAAAGUGGUUGAUUCUACAAACUCUUUAGCAGUCCUCUCUCCGAUGAUGUUUGGCAGCCCGGUUCAUCUCCAAUCUAUUCCAAAAGGAAAAUUACCCAUCUUGCCUUAUUCAAAGAUUACAAAAUCCUCUAUUUCUAAAUGUAAGGACUUGGCAAGUUUAGUAGAUGUUCCACUUUUGAAUGUAGGGCAACCUGGAGUUCAGACUGUUACGUGUGAAGUCCAAGCUCCCCCUCCUACAGUCACAGUUUCAAAUGUCUCCACACCUGACAGUCCACAACAGUCCGUUCUGGAGCAUGAUGUGGGCAAUUUGAGCAAACAAAAUGGCACUAUAGGAAAGAAAAAAGUAAAGAAACGAAAAGCAUCUAGUGAGACUAGCUGCCAACCUAAGAUUAAACUGGAGAGUGGCAAGCUAAUUAUGUCCAAGGAUAAAGUCAGAGCUGAGAUUGUCGAUAUGAGUGAUGAAAACGUUGUAUCAGUGAAGAAAUACAGAAACAUUAUGCCAAAGCCAAUAGUGGAAAUACACAACUUGUCAUCACUGGGUGCGUCCACUUCUGUAUUACAAGCACACUCUGCAGAAUCUCCCAUUAGAAAUCGGUUGCUCAGUAUCAGGCCACAUAGGUGGAGGCAAAUUGAUCAAAACAACGACAGUCAAAUUUUGUCUUCAGUAGCAAAGGUGUAUUAUACAUGUCAUAUCUGCAAUCGUAGUUUUCAGUUUAAACAUCACCUACAAGAUCACUUGAACAGCCACACGAACAAAAGGCCAUACCAUUGUCGUCUGUGCCGAAAAGCCUAUGUGCACUCGGGCAGUCUCAGCACGCACAUGAAACUUCACCACAGCGAGAGCCGUCUCAAGAAGUUGAUGUGUUGUGAGUUCUGUGCCAAAGUGUUUGGCCACAUUAAAGUAUAUUUUGGUCAUCUUAAAGAAGUGCAUCGAGUUAUCAUCAGUACGGAGUCUUCAGUUAAACAACUUGAGAAAAAAAAUUUGACCCUCAAUGUAAAGAAUGAAGUCAACUCAUUGGACAGGAAGAAGAGUGGUAAUAAUGAAGAUGACUAUAUUCCAGGACAAGCAGAGAAGAUCAGACUGAAGAUAAAAUGUGGGCUGUGUCAUUUGAUAGCGCCUACAUUUUCAGAUAUAAAGCUUCAUUUGCUUUCUGUACAUGGAAAAGAAUUUCAUGAAAUACUGCAAGAAGGUGUUUUGGAGAACCGACAGGGCGCGCAAGAGGAAUUGAUUAAACAAGCAGCCCACUACUGGAAAUUGCUUAACGAGAGACGAAAUCUGGUGAAGUGUAGUAGCUAUGAUGAGGAGCUUGUAGCUUCUAGUAGAUUGAAGAAACCUCUGUGUUUUUCUGACGCAGCUCACAGUGACUUUGCGGAAGAUUUAUCCUCGCCAUCAAUUGAAGAACAAGAAAACUGUCAGGAAAAAUCUCUUCCUGGGUUGUGUACAGAAAUUCAGUUCUGCUGUGGAAAUCAUUUCAACUGCCUGUUGUGUAAGCAAGUAUUUAAAGCCCAAAAUGAACUAUUUGAGCAUUGGGAGAAGCAGCACAACUGUGAGAAUCCCUUAGUGCUUUGGACAGUCUUUAGUACAUUGCUCAAAAACCAGAAAGAAACUUCAUAGGAAACGUUUGAAUUGUUUUGCAACCUGUCGGUAAAGUGGAAGGAAGUCAAGUUUAGCACUGAUGCGGGGUCAGUCACACUGCAGUGACCAUGAAUUCCGAAUUUUUGAUUUUGUAUGUGUCACAUUUCUGUGAAUUUCUUGAAUGUUUUUUUUUUUUCUCCUAUUCUGUUUGCUUGGGAGAUGCUGAUAUUAGUCAGGAGAAAGUUGGGGUAUACAGCAAUUCUAUUAUAUACAUGGUUAUUUACUAAUUGUGUCUCACCUUUUGCACAGCUGUUGAAGUGUGUAAUAUAUUAUUGCUUUGGCCUAUAUAUCCAGACACAAUUUAUUUACCCCCUUGGACUACAGGAACAUGGCCCUGAAAGCAGGACAUAUCUAAUAAGCUAUCCAUGAUGUGAUCUGUUUGUGGUUUCCACUCUUUCACUUGCAUGUUGAAGAAAAUUCUAGUACAUUAGUAAGAGGGUAAUUCAUUUUAGCGCAAGGUGCUGCCGCAGUGUUUGAUGUUUAAUGCAGCACCAAACAUUGCUAAUUUUCAUGUGCACUUCUAUGGGCAUUGUGUCAAAAUUAGCAAAGUGCCUUGACCUGCCUGUUGCAGGGGUAAUUUAACAUUAUCGUGCUGAAUUGAAUUCCCCCCUUAGUGUCUUGGUAAUUUAUAUUUUGUAGUAUUUUUACUACAUAAUCCCAUAAACAUUAAGCACUUUCUUUAUACUAUGGUAGAAUGUCUUUUGGCAAAGUGUAUACACUCACUAGCAUGAAUAUGUCACCAUACAUAUUAUAUGCUGAUUCCAUCAAGAACAUAGACAAUGAACCUGGUAUUAUUCUACCACUAUAGAUAAUGGUAUAAUCUUUACACACAGAUGAGUAAAGGAGUAUAGUCACAGCACUAUAGCAAGAAUUGGCCUUGAACACUUUCUAAUUAAGGGUAUAAAGGGGGAUAUAUUGCUGUGCCUUUAUUCAUUUAUCCAAACAUGUAUUGGGGGAAGCUAUGAUUUUGCAGAGUAUUUCCCUAAUUACACUUUGUAGCUGGCAGCACUAGAAAAUUCAUUGGAGGUUGCUGGUUGGAUUGCCCAAUCUGCUGAUAAGUUCCAUUACUUUCCCCUAUUUCAUCCUGUUUCUCUGCAAAUGCAAAAUAGGGGCCCUUUAAUUUUGAUUAAAUGUUUUUUCUUUUUCUGCCAUUUUCAAAAGUUGAUAUAAGCAAUAAUUAAGUCAGAUUAAUACAAAAGAAGGUGAGUCUACACUUAACAAACUGGAUUUUUGUUUUAUUAUAUGAUUAACACUCAGAGUUGUGCUUUAGUAUCUUUACUCAAACCUGUCUGGCAUAGUUGCAAUGUGGUUAGCUUGAUGCCUCAAUACUGUGGCCAUGGGUUCCAUUCUGACGAGGCACAAUCUAUGUUACUUAACCAUCCAUUAGAAUUUGCCAUCUAUUAUUUGCCUGUUAUAUUUAGUAGUGCCUUUUAAAAAUAAGUUUCAAAAUUCCUUGAUAAAUUAGGGAAAGGUUCAAAUCUGAUCAACAUGUCAUGGACACUAAAGAUAUCUGGUUAAGCUGAGGCAUUCUCAUACUGUAAAUAUAACUCAAAUCUAGGGCGCUAAAUAUUAAACUAGUUGAAUAGUUAAGCAAGUUACUUUUUUUCUUCUAUUUUGUGGUCCGUUUUAUAGCAGACCUUCUGUUUAAAUACAACGGUAUUUUCAACUUCAUUAUAUAGAAAACAUUCAUUACCAUAUAUAAAUGCAAACUUUUUUUUUUUUAACCCAUCCACACUGUCUAGCCUAUGUCUAUUCUAAUCAUAGUUUAAUUAGGGUCUUUAAUGGUCUUUGUACCUCACAGUUUGGAAGUUCAGUAUGUGACACUUAAGAUUUGGUUAGCGAUGUACAGUCUACUCGAGCGGUGUGGAAUAACAUUGCGUCUAUCAGAGACUGUAAAAAGCAAAAUGCUUAAACAUCUCCUUUAUCUCUCUUGUCCAAAACAUUUUCAAUAAGGAAAAUUAGUAAUUUUUUUUUUUUUUUUUUUUUUUUUUAAUAUGUAUGUUUUCAUUAAUAUGUAUCCACUUUAGAAUUCACUAGUAAGAAUAGUCAUCCACAUUUACUAAUUUUUAUUCUUUUAUUUGGUGGCUUUUUUUCUUUAACUUAAUCGAAACUGCAGCAGGCUUGAGAGUCUUUAAAAAAUGGAUGUAAAGUUAAUUACAUCAAUUAACUAUGCAUAGUAAUACAAACUAAAUACAGUAUAAAGAAGAGUAUACUGUAUCAUACAAGCAUUUCGUAAUCUACAGAAUAUUAUCAAUUUGCUGCGAGGCUGGAAUACUUAUCUCUGGCAUUGUCAUUGACCAAAAAGGAUAUAAAUUAAAUUAAUUAACCACUAUUAUUUCUAAUGGACGAGUGAACAUGAAAACUAGCUAGAUGAUAGAAUGUGUAAAUAUCUUUUCCCCUACUGUUUUAAUUACAGUAGUCCAUAUGCUUCUUAGUUUAUCUAGAAAACCUUAUGUUCUGAAAACUAAAGAACCUUAAGUGAAGAACUGUUUUUCAUUUAAUUGUGCACCUCCCAUAAAGGAUUCAGUGAAACCCUCCUCAAACCACGGAUGUGACGUGUUUACACGUGCUGAACCCAGUAGGAAAGGUCUAGCACGGAUUGUAAGGGGGUCCUGUACAUUCUGGGAAUCCAUUAAAUCCUAACCAUUGUCUGGGCAGAUUUGAAUUAUGAUACUGCUGCUGCUGGGACCAGCAUCUGCAAACAAAAUGGCAAUGGCAGAAAUCCAGGGGAACACCAAAUGCAGAAUCACUAAUGGAAUAAACAAGCCUUUUAAGUGGAGCAUAAACAGAAUAUAGUUAUAUUUGUAUGCAGAAUAUAGACAUGUUGAGUCUACUCCAAAGUUCCAGUGGGACUUGCAUCAGCCCUUGAAACUGAAUGGAAUUGGGUAUUGCUGUGUUUGCUGAAGAAUCAAGUACAUUAUAGGAUGAUUAAGGGUUACUUUUUAUUUGCUGCACCAGUAAAAAAAAGUCUAAUAGGAUUACUAUUUAUUUUUGUAUUUUAGGUACUGUCUAUUUGAAUAGUCCAGUGCUGCAAAUUAGUGAAAUUAUUCAGUGACAACUCAUGGAACUUGGUACAUUAAUUUGCACAGAAAGACACAUAUACAGUAGUAGUUCGAGGAUUAUAAUGUUUCCUAGAAAAUCCAGAACCCCAGUGCCUUAUACAUUGGUGGCUUAGAGUCCUUUUGUAUGUGCAGCUAUGUUUAUAGCACUUUUUUUCAUUUGCAACCAGGAUAUGCCUAUAGCUCUAGCAAACAUUAAAAAGAAACACAAAAUUGAAUGUUUAAGGGUUGCUAAAUGUGAUCAUCUGUAUAUUAUUUCCUUUGUCUCUUUGCACUAACAUUGUUGCCUUAAAUUACGCUUGUGCUGGGCUUAUUAGUAUUUCAGAUUUGAAGUUGCACAACUAAAACCAUCAACCACAACUGUGGAAUUAUUUAUUUGCACAAUUAUUAUUAAACCGUGGAUAAUUUGCAAAAUUAGCAUAUUCAGUUUUGUGGUUGAAAGACAAUGCUUGUUGGUUCAUAUUUUUUUUGGUAUGUUGAUACACUGUUCUAGUGACUAUUGGAAUUGUCUAUAAAUAAAGUACCAGCAUUUGUUUAUUUUUAAUAUACUAAUAUAUGUAAAUUAUUUGUUGGCGAAAAAUAUAUGCUUGUUAUUGGUGAUUUAUAA
Pseudophryne corroboree (corroboree frog) is the source of this 6252-nucleotide messenger RNA. It is a transcript of the gene ZNF438, whose product is annotated as zinc finger protein 438. Lineage: Eukaryota; Metazoa; Chordata; Amphibia; Anura; Myobatrachidae. The record is from RefSeq and is a predicted model, not a curated record. The transcript is spliced from 4 exons. Bases 244 to 2565 code for a protein of 773 amino acids.